Molecule: messenger RNA, 2699 nt
Organism: Hydra vulgaris (swiftwater hydra)
Lineage: Eukaryota; Metazoa; Cnidaria; Hydrozoa; Anthoathecata; Hydridae
Product: kanadaptin
Molecular function (GO): mRNA binding; protein binding
Source: RefSeq, a predicted model, not a curated record
ACAAUACUAUAUAGUUUUUUUAAAUUUCUAGAUAUGUCUAAUGAGGUAUAUAAAGUCUUUAGUUUUCAUUGAGUUAACAUUAGUUUUCAGUUCAUAUCAUGUUUGGCAUUCUAUGAAUACUAGUCAAGAAUAUCGUUAUUGGAUGUACAAAAAUCACCCAAAUAUUUUAUCAGGGUUUUAUAAAUCAACUGAAGUUUUGGGAUAUACAGACGUUCGAGAAAAAGAUUUUAAAGAAUGGAAAAUCUAAACAUGAUAGACCCAAUAGUUAUUUCUGACAUCCAACAAACUAAUGGACACUGUUUUGAUGACUUAAAAAUUGAAAAUAGUUUAAAGUCUGAGAUAGUUCAUCAGCUAAAAGCUAAUGAAAACUUUGACAUUGUGGAUAAUUUGAAAACUAAUGAUUUAAAAUCUGUGCCAAUAAUCAAUGCUGAAAACAUAUCUGCGCAGAAUUUAUCGGAAGUUCAUUCUUCAGUUUUUGCAGCACCAGUUACAACUGCUCCCAAAUUUAUUAAACCUGCUCAACGUGGUGUUAAGCUUGAAGUAACAAGUGAUAAAAAUUUAAAUGAACAUCAGGAUAAAGUCAUUGAAGAUUCGGAUAUAGAUAAUAAAGAUAACAAAUUGAAAAGCGUAGAGUUUCCUUAUAAACCUCCUUUGUGGGGUGGUAUACCAGAAAAACACUAUUUCAUUACCAUUCUUAAAGAUGGUUUAAUUAAAGACACAAUUACUUUAGAGUUUAAAUCACACCUAACAUUUGGAAGAUUCAAUACAUGUGAUGUUUUUUUAGAACACCCAUCUUGUUCUCGUUAUCAUGCUGUUAUUCAAUAUUGUGCUCUUGAAGAAGGAAAGCGGAAAAAAGGUUUUUAUCUUUUUGAUUUGGGAAGCACUCAUGGUACAUUUUUGAACAAAGAGAAGAUCAAACCUAAAGUAUACAGCAGAAUUAGGGUCGGGUAUCAAUUAAAGUUUGGUGGUAGUUCUCGACUUUAUAUCAUUGAAGGACCAAAUGAAGACCAAGAGGAAGAAAUAGAUAUUGAUAUUUUGCGAAAGAGAAUGUUGGAGUAUGAACAGCACAAGAAGUCAUUUUCAAAACCACAAACCUUAACUCAAGCUGAAAUAUUAAAUGACUCUGAUCAAAUCAAUGAAGAUGAAGGUGCAACAUGGGGAUUUGGCGAGGAUGCAACUGAUGAAGGGAUCAAUUUAAAAGAAUUGUUUGAGAAGAAGAAGGAUAUAGAAAUAAAAGAUCCUAAAAAAACACUUAAAGGAUUUUUUGAGCGAGAAGGUUUGGAAUUAGAAUAUGAAAUGACUGAAAAAGGAAGUGGAAGUUCUUUGCUUCAUAUAGCUCAAAUACGACUUCCCAUUGAUGUUGGUGAUGCAGAUUUUGUAAUUGCUGAAGGAAGUUCUUCAAACAAAAAGGAUGCUAUUUUGAAUUGUGCUAAUGACGCUUGUAAGAUUAUUCAAGCAUAUGAUAUGCUGCAAAAUAAAUCUAGAGAAGAUCACAAAAGAAAACGUCAACGUGAGCUUGAAGAAAAUGAUUUUUACAACUCUGAUGAAGAUACAUUCUUGGAUAGGACUGGACUUAUUGAGAAGAAGCGAUUAAAGAGAAAGCAAUGGGCUGGUAAAAAAGAAAAAGAAGAAGUGGAAACAUUCCAAUCUUUGCAAAUCAAAGUUGCAGCAAAAGAAAAGGAACUGCAUGAUUGUGAAGAAAAGUUAAGUCGCAAUAAAAAAUUUAGUGAAGAAGUUAAUGAUGAAGACUCAUUAGAUGCUUAUAUGGAAACCAUGUCCAACUCAUUGGAUGCAAAUACAAAAAUGAAUCUGAAAAGAAAUGUCUUAAUCUUGCGAAAAGAAAUUGCAAGCCUAAAGGCGCUAGUGGAGAAAGCAAGACCAGCUUCCCUUCCUGCGCUCAUGGAGACAAAAACAUUUACCCUUCCUGAGCUUUCAAUGGAAAGGGCAGUUAAUCAGAUUAAAGAAAAGGAACUUGAUAUACCAUUACACAAUCAAAAGGCUGCAGAAUUCAAACAACAGACAACAGUUGAAGAAAAAAAAGUUGAAGAAAGUAUUAAAAAUAUAAAUUAUGAACAAAAAGUGGAAAAAUCUGAGAAUAAAUCAAGCAAGACAACUAAGACAAACAAAAAGAAAAAAAUUUAUUCUGUAUCAAAUAAGGAUCCUGAUUUUGCGGAAUGGUUACCCCCUGAAGGACAAGUUGGUGACGGUCGAACCCAUUUGAAUGAAAAAUUUGGUUAUUAAAACUAUCCAGAAGUUUAAUAAUUCUACUUGUAAUCUGGAGGACUUCUCUCCACUGAAAACUCCAGUGAUACUCAGCGUUUGAAUAAUUUUCUAAUGACAAAAAUUCUUUUUUUUAAAACAAAAAAAAAGAAAAGAAGCUAAACAUUAAGAACAACCAAACGAUUGUCUAAUGAAUGGAUGCAUGAUUGAACGAACGGAAACACGAUGUAACGAAUGGGUGCAUGACUGAGCGAACGGAUACACGAUUGAACGAAUGGGUUUAUAAUUGAACGAAUAAAUACAUGAAUGAACAAAUGGAUGCAUAAUUGAACAAAUGGGUGCAUGAUUGAAAGAAUGGAUACAUGAUCUGACGGACAAUCACAAAUAAUGCUUAACUGAAAAAAAUAAAAACUUUUAAAAAAUUUUUGUAAUGUAAAAAAGCAAAUAUUUUAGAGUUAAUAACGCCCAUCAAAAAUUUA